Molecule: messenger RNA, 2871 nt
Organism: Pteropus alecto (black flying fox)
Lineage: Eukaryota; Metazoa; Chordata; Mammalia; Chiroptera; Pteropodidae
Gene: MOB3C
Product: MOB kinase activator 3C
Exons: 4
Coding region: 333-983 (216 amino acids)
Biological process (GO): signal transduction; positive regulation of protein phosphorylation
Cellular component (GO): nucleus; cytoplasm
Molecular function (GO): protein kinase activator activity
Source: RefSeq, a predicted model, not a curated record
GGAAAGGCGACAGUGAGUGUGUCUGUGCAUUCGGGGAGGGGGGUCCCCAUUCCCCGCCCCUUCCCCCGCCCCUUGGCCGCAGCACGGCUGGCCCGGGAGGGUAGGGGCGGAGCUGGCGUCGCCUCAGGGGCGUGAGGUCGACCGAGGCCCGGCAGGGCAGGCAGGCGGGCGGACUGAGCACACGCAGAGCGGAGGACCGGCAAAAGGAGGAGACCCAGGGCGCUGGGAUGUGACCCGCGGCCAGACGAGGGCUCAGCGCUUGCCCACCCAGGCAGACUCGAGCAUCUUCAGGUCCUGCCACUGGACACCUGGCCCCUCCGCCCAGCCUGACCAUGGCGUUGUGCCUGAAGCAGGUGUUCGCCAAAGACAAGACCUUUCGGCCACGGAAGCGCUUCGAGCCCGGCACACAGCGUUUUGAGCUGUAUAAAAAGGCACAGGCGUCGCUCAAGUCUGGCCUGGACCUGCGCAGUGUAGUGAGGCUGCCGCCUGGAGAAAACAUUGACGACUGGAUCGCCGUGCAUGUGGUGGACUUCUUCAACCGCAUCAACCUCAUCUACGGCACCAUGGCGGAGCGCUGCAGCGAGACCACCUGCCCGGUCAUGGCCGGAGGGCCUCGCUACGAGUACCGCUGGCAGGACGAGCGCCAGUACCGGCGGCCAGCCAAGCUAUCCGCGCCACGCUACAUGGCCUUGCUCAUGGACUGGAUCGAGAGCCUCAUCAACGACGAGGAUGUCUUUCCCACACGCGUUGGAGUUCCCUUUCCCAAGAACUUCCAGCAGGUCUGCAACAAGAUCCUGACCCGCCUCUUCCGUGUCUUUGUCCACGUCUACAUCCACCACUUCGACAGCAUCCUCAGCAUGGGGGCUGAAGCACAUGUCAACACCUGCUAUAAGCACUUCUACUACUUCAUCCGCGAGUUCAGCCUGGUGGACCAACGGGAGCUAGAGCCACUGAGGGAAAUGACAGAGCGGAUCUGUCACUGAGCCCAGGCCUGGACAUUGUUGCCUGUCAGAUGGACCAUCUGAACACAGAGUGGCUAAGGGAGGGGACCCUCAGGAGUCUGGUGGCAGAGGAACCUGAAGGCCCUGGGACCCCCUCCACACAUCCAAAGCCCCUUGACUUCUGGUUCUCAGGAGUGUGCCCACAUGUCCCCUGACUGCUUGUGAAUGGAGAGGGGGAAUAUUUAAAGGUGGGAAAACAGAAGGAAAGGAAGGGCUAAACCUCUGACAUGAAGUCUGGGGUUGGGGUAGGCUAGAGGCUUUCUGCUCCGAUAUGUGACCUUUCCAAGCUUACCUGGGAAAUUGUGGAUGUGGUUGAGGUGAUGGCAAGUCAGGUACAAGAGAGUGAGCAGCCUGUGUGUGAGUGAGCACAGAUGACUGUGUGUGUGUGUGUGUGUGUGUGUGUAUUUGACUGUGGGGUGUGUCUGUGAGAGCUGGCUGCCUUAGACCCUCCAUAGCACAUAAGAGGCCCUCAUAAAUGUUAGAUAAAUGGAUGAAUGGAAGAAACCAAGGAAUGAGGGAGGUAGGGGAGGAGGGAUUAGGACCAUCAGACUAUGACCACUUUCAGAGUGAUGACAGGUCACUGUCCCCACUUGGCAUGUCUGGCAAAUGUGUAUAAGUGCACAAAAUGUGGUUGUAGAGGUAGCUCUGUGAAACUUCUAGGCUACGUUCUUCCAUCAGCAUGAAUUCUGAAGAGCUGUGAAGAGGUAGGAAGAGGAUCCUCAUCCUAGGUACCUAAAGCCAUAGUCCACCACAGACACAGGUUCUGAUUGCUCAGCCAGAGAUGCCCGUUUGCUGUCAUUUAACUCGUUCCUCUGCCUCCAGGAAAGCCUGAUUAUAGACAGCCUCUUGGGGGUUGGGGAUGAUCCCUCAUGUCCACAAAGUUCCACUGGUUCUUAAAUUGGGAAUCACAUGAUCCAGUCUAGCUCCCAGAAUCUGAAGUCCAGCACAGAAAAUCCUCCAACCCAAGGAUCUAGUGGAACUCGAAUUGGGAAAUUCCAGAGUCUUGUCUCCCAUCCUGGGACAUUGAGGACCACGUGACUAGUGAAUGGACCCUUCCAAGCUUGGAGAGCCCCCAUCCUGCAAGUACUUGCCUCUUUCCCAACUAUCCCUGAGACAUUCCAGCUGGUUGGCUCUCAGAGCAUAGCUGUCCACAGAGAAACUGGGAUGUCCAUUCAGCACUCUAUCACUCGGCACCCCAUGCCCAACCCUGUGCCCAGACCCACAGGUGGAGAAACUGAGGCAGGGACAGGGCCCUCCCCUCCCAGAGUCUCCAUGCUGGGAGGCCAGGAUGGAGAGCCAGAAGGGACCUGAGGCUCAUCCUGAGUCACUCACAGACUCCUCCAUGUACCUAGCAGGAGACUGAAGCCGGGAAGAGAAGAAGGAGCAACUGUCCAAGGCCUCACAGCAAGGCUGUUGUGGAGCUGGAAUAGAAACCAGGGGCCCUGACUGCCACCCCAGAGCCUAUGGAUUGCUACAUAGGGAGAUGAGGAGCACAUGGAAAGAGGGUUUGACAACCCUUCUCCAGGACACAACAGUUCCUGCUUUGAGCAAGGAUUUCUAGCCUGAUGCCAGAGUGCCCCACCUCCCUGCAGAUCCGCUGGGAUUAUCUGCUGAGCCAAGCCUCCAAAAUCAUGACCCUCUCCAUGGCCCAGCAGCUGCCUGAUUUCUGGGGAAGCAGAUGGCGCUUCUGGGGCCAGGCAGCUGGUCCUGGGACGGCUGUCUCUGGAGAAGUUCCCAAGAGAAACACACUGCCCCAGCAGCUUUGCCAGAGGUUUGCAUGGCAGGCGGGUGGGGGGUUGUCAAAGAUUCCCCCAAAGAGGACUGUGGAUUGGAAGAUGGAUUCUAGAUUGUGGCUGGUGCUGAUUGCAGA